UAUUAAGCGUCAUCCAGGGAUAACUGUCGUCCAGCUUGAGCCGAAAUGUCGCCGGUUUCCUUGACGCUAUUGAAGAAGCACUAGAUGUGAAAACAGCGCCAUUUCUGUCGGCGUCCAUGAUACGCGAUGCUACCGCAGCGGAUUCCAGAGCUCGAGCUCGGAACGGCAGCGGGAGAGAAAUAGCCGCUCCCCUUUCGCUGCUCCUCUUUACUUCAGCCCACGGCAGGUCGUGCCGGUGAAGUAAGACGAAGCCCGAAAAUGGAACCCUCCGACUGAGACGCAAACACGUCCUGUGUUUUGCUCAGCAGCUGAGAUCUAUCAGCAGCAUAAGCCAUGCCUGACGAGUAAAAUCCCCUUUUUUGCUCAAAGCAAUAAAAAAAGAAAAAAACAUCCUACAUGUCUCCCCAUGUAGAGCCCCUUCAGUGCGUCCUGCUGGAGUGACUGCCCCCUCUUCCCAAGGUUCUGCCUCGUCCUCUCUCUGUACUGCUCCACCUGAGAAUGGCCAACACCUGAGGUCCCAUGCGUCCAGUGAGCACCGAUUCAGACGGUCCUGCUCCUCCUGAAAACCUCUCUUGCCCCUAUCCCCUCGUGGGCCCCCUGCCUGCCUCAGAGAUGUCCUUGCUCCAGUCGCUGGGUCCAGUACAAAGCUGGCUUGGCCAGGAGCUUGAGAAGUGUGGGAUUGAUGCCAUGAUUUACACCCGCUAUGUCCUCAGCCUUCUCCUGCAUGACAGUUAUGACUACGACCUGCAGGACCAGGAAAAUGACAUCUUCUUGGGCUGGGAGAAGGGAACUGGGAAGAAAUGGGGCAAGAGUAAGAAGAAAGGUGGAACCGACCUGAGUCUGGAGGAAAUGAAGAAGCAAGCUGCUGUGCAAUGCCUUCGCUCUGCAUCUGAUGAAAACUCUGGAAUUGAGAGCCUGGUUGAAGAGCUUUGCUCUAAACUAAAGGACAUCCAAAACAAGCAGAAAGAAGAAAAACAGAUUCAAAAGAAAUCUGAUGGCUCUCAGUCUCCAGAGCGAGCUGAGUCCCCCUCUUCAAAGGACCAGGUGGAAAUGUAUUAUGAAGCCUUUCCUCCUUUGUCAGAGAAGCCUGUUUGUCUCCAAGAGAUCAUGACGGUGUGGAACAAAGCUAAGGCCUGUGCAUACUCAAGUUCAUCAUCCUCCGCAGCCCCACAGACCAGCACAGACACCUCUUCCCCAAAAGAUUGCAACAGUGAAGGUGAGGCUGCAAAGGAACGAAACCUUGAGGCGUGUGGUACCAUCUCUACUGUGUCCACGGAAAGAGGCCAGCAACGACGCAGCAAGAAGGAAAAAGAAAACCGAUACCAUGGUGGUGCAACAGCGGAGGAGAAGUCUACCGUCUACUCUAAGAGACAGACGAGACACAGAUCUGAGGGCAAAUACAGACCCAGAUCCUGGUCUUCUGGCUCUAGUGAGGCUGGCUCAAGCUCAAGUGGAAACCAGGGUGACUCUAAGUCAUCCAGAAGCAAGGCAGUUAGAAUAAGGCACAAAUCCAGGGAGGCUGCAAAGAAUAAGAGAACACGCAACAGCGGGCAUGUGAAGCUGCAGGUGAAAGUAAUCGAAAAAGAGGAACGAAGAAACACAGGAGGGAGCAGUAGCAGCGCCACUGGAGGCGCUGCCAAACAACCACAGCUUUACAAAAAGGGGAAGAGACCGUUGAAGGAGAUUCGUAAAGAUCCAAGCUGGAAGGAAGCAAAAGAGUCCGGAGUUGAGGUCAGAAACAAAAAGGAGUAUAUGGAGGAGCCACUUUGGUACACUGAGCCCAUCACAGAGUAUUUUGUACCUUUCAGCAGCAGACAAAGCAAGCUGGAAACAAAAUAUCGAAGCAAAGUAGACUCUCCCGACGGCUUCCCUUUGUCAACCAACAUGGAGAGGCUGCCGGAGAGAAUCCAGGGAAUCUGUAUUGCCAAUGAGAGCAACCAGAGAGCAUACCUAGCAGCAGGCUCGUUUGUGGAUGGGCACUUUGUGGAAGGGCCUGGCGAAGCAGAAGAGGAAACUGCUGAACUCACUGGGACCUCAAGCUGCCCUCAGCCAGAGGAUAGUAGAGAUUUAGAUGACAAGCAUCUGUCUGAAUUCACUCACUUCUAUGAAGUUGAUAUUUAUCAAUCCAUAUUGGAUACUAGUGCCUCAGACUCUAUACAAGAGAGUCGGAUCUUAAGCAUGAUUCGACAAAAAAGCAAAGAGCAAAGAGACGUUGAGGCAGAAUGUUGUUUAGUGUUAGAUGGCCUUGAGCAGCAAGGGAAAAGUGCAAUACGGGCAGACUCACAGGAAGCUUCGGGAUCUGUUGGAUUCUUCAUGGAGGAUCUUGAAAACAUGGCUCAAGUGUGGGGAUGUUAUUCACCAUCUACUUCAGAAGAUAUUGAUGGAGAAAGCUUCGUAGGAGACUCUCCCAUUCGGCUCUCUCCCCUUCUUGAUAGUGUUUCAUUCACCCUGAGCAAACUAUCUGGAAAUUUGGAGGAGCCACCUGUUCCUGAAGCCACCAGUGAACCAUCUUGUUUGAACUCAUCCUGCUUCUCCCUUUUUGAGCUGCAGUAUGACAGCCCCACUUUUCCUUUUCCCCACGACUCACUCACCGUGUGUCACGAAAACAACACAGAUUCUAGUAGCUGUCUCGACCCACAUUCUAAUAAACAGUCUCGUUUGCUAAUAUGGACCAAAAAUAGUGCCUUUGACGAAACUGAACACUGUUCUAACCUUUCAACACGAACUUGCAGUCCGUGGUCACAUUCAGAGGAGACUCGUUCAGACAAUGAGCAGGGAAAUGUUCCAACAGAGGAUGCUGCUCAAAUUGGCAAUGAAGAGAUUGAUUGUAUAAUCCCGCCUCUCUCUGGUACCUAUCUGGAGGAUGAAAUCUUGGAUUUUUUGCAAGAAAACUCUGGCCAUAAGUGUGAGGAGGUCAAUGUAAGUACAGCAUCAAAUCAGACCUUCACCAAAAAAUCAAAAUUGGAGUCAAUUUGUGGUAUAGCACUGGAAGAGGAUGAGAGUAAACAGUACAGCACUGGCAUGUUUUCGGACAACACAAACCAACACAGUGAUGACUACAGCUCAGGGAUAAUAAAGGACAUUUGGACUGCAAUAGGAGAUGACAAGUCUGUUAUGUCGAGGCAAGGAGCAGAAAAACCAAGCAAGGCGCUAUUCUCAGAUGAGUCAAGUGGUUACUGCUGCAGUUGUCUGGAAGUGCAGGCUAAAGGAGUUCCAAUUCAGGGACCUCAGAAAAAGGCAGUGCAGCGAUCAGAAUAUCACCUUUGGGAAGGCAAGAAAGAAGAACAGGACUUAGCCAAAAACAAACUCUCCAAGGUAGAUGGUGCUGGGGAUUACAUGACUCCGUCCAAGCCCUGGGACUUGAACUCUGACAAGGAGAGUACGUCAUUCAUCCUAGGAGGGGUGUAUGGAGAGUUGAAGACACUAAGUGGUGAUAAGAAUUGGGCUGUUGUGCCGCCAAGUGACACCCAAGAUAGUCUGCUCCAGUGUGCUGCUGCAGCUGCAUCUGCUUCUGGCUCAGACAUGCUCACCAUCACUGGCACAGAUGUGUUCAUGAACACUGGCAGCUGCUUUGCCCCUGGGCACAGGCCCCUGUGGAGGCCUCUUGUGUCCUUUGGGCAGAGUGACCAGGCCAUUAGAGGAAGCGGAGAUGGAUUGAAUAAGGGAUUUUCUUUCAUCUUCCAUGAAGAUUUGCUUGGAUCUUACGGAGGCUUGCAUAGUGAGGAGCAAGGUUUAGAAUACCCAUUCGCAUCCUUCAACCUGAACAAUCCCUUCUCUCAAGUCCUCCAUGUUGAGUGUUCCUUUGAGCCUGAGGACAUGGCUUCGUUCAGUCCAGGGUUCAAGCCCAAGUCUAUUCUUUGCUCGGACUCUGAGAAUGAAGCCUUCCACCCACGAAUAUAUGGCAUCAACCGGACGCAGUACAGGGCCAUUCGCAUUUCCCCCAGGACUCAUUUCCGACCAAUAUCCGCCUCAGAGUUGUCUCCCAGUGGAGUGAGUGAUUCAGAGGCUGAGACUGACAAAGAGGAGAUGAGUUUUCCCGUCCUGGCGCCGGUGGACGUCUUUGAUGAUCCUCAGGCAGACCUCAAACCUCUGGAGGAGGAUGCAGAAUGUGAGGGCCCUUAUUACGGGAAGUCAGAACUGGAAUCUGGUAAAUUCUUACCCAGAUUAAAGAAGUCUGGCAUGGAGAAGAGUGCCCAGACAUCUCUGGAUUCACAGGAGGGCUCCAGUACCCUCCUGCCAAUUGCUGAGCAAGAGAUUUGCUUAGACUGCAAAACGACAGCAGCUGCAUCAACUGCAGGUGAAGAGACAAAUGUCUCAGUCGGCAAGAUUCAACAGGAUGAAUCUUCAGGAGAAAAACAGUCCUGCUUAUGUGCGCCAGCAGGUCAGAUCCCAAAGUGUGGGAUUGCUUAUGACUUUGUUGGAGAUGUGCCAGAGUUCCCUCUAUUAAAUGUAAGUGGACAGGGAGGAACUGGCAACCAGCAAGAUGAGUGCUGGUGGCAGAACACGCUCUGUUCCCCCCUUUUCCCUGGAUCUCAGUGUACAGGGAGCAGCAACAUUUGAAUACUCCAGUUUUGCAGAGGAUACCUGUCGUAGAGAGGAAACCUUCCUCUCGUUUUGUGACUGGACCUCUACCAGCAAAGAUUCAGGGUCAACUCAGAGCUGGAAAACCUAAUGUAGGCUAAUUUUCUGAGACACCCCUCCAAAACCCCCACACAUAACCCUGCUGGUUUUCAUUUACUAACUUAAAACCUUGUGUAACCAAUCAGAUCAACAAAAAGUGAGUGAAAAUAGGAAAACUCAAAAAAUAUGUUCUGUCUUUGAGUGAUGCCAUGUGCGGAUAUGCAUUUUAGGCAUUUUAGAAUUUGUUUCAUUUGAUUCUUCUGUACACUGGUCCUCAUCCAAGUCUCACAGUUAGGUAGUAGGGACAAUCUUUUGUUCUAUCCUCGUCAGUUUUGUUCCCACCAUUUUGCUUUUGAACUAGCAUACUGGUAGUUGGUGGUGUCUGAAUGGUUGUGCAUGUGUGUUUGUCCAGCCAGUCUCACUCCUCUUUUUCUAGUUGAACCUAAUGUUGUGUGAAACAAGUGCUAUCACAUCCUCUACUUUCCAUCUUGUGUUCAGAAAGACAAUACAAGGAUGUUGAGAUUUUUUGAGUUGUGUAAGAGUUUGAGAGUUUAAUUUGAAUAGUUUGUUUGGACGACUUUCUGAAUGUGAAGUAGAGAAUGUGUGCAGCUUUCUUCUAAAUAUCCCUAAAUUCCCCAUGUGUGAAAAGUUAUCAUAAAUGAGUCUGAUUUUUGAAUGGUGAUAGUCUUACAAAAGCUAGUUGUAGACAUAGUAUGGUUUGUGAGGCUAAAAUAAAAAAAAAAUCCUAAAAUAAAAAAAACAGGAAAUCAAAAGGAGUUUUGUUGGAAAAAAAAUACUAAUAAUCUACUUGAAAUGCAAUGCUGUAAAAGAAUUGGGGAAAAAAUAAAAAAAAGUUUGUGUUUUGGGGUAAAGACCCAUCAUGAAAAGACAUAAGUACAGCCAUUUCUGCAGACACCUGUGUUGCAACUGAAUGAAACUUUGUUUUAUUUUUUUGUAAUUUUUAUGGUACAGACUAUUGGUGCUAUAAAUAUGUUCAAAAAUCUUUUGAAGUUGCAGUUCCAUACUAUGGCUGUGAUAAGUAGAUGGCAUAGCCUAGUUUUGUUUGUAGUCCAGACAGUCAGACUCCAUGAAUAUCUUUUUCGAAAUUGUAAAACAAGAAAAAAAGUUUUGCCUGAUGGCGGUUCUUGCUUAAUGUGGCUUGGUUUUUAUUUUAAGGUAACCUCUUAGUUGUCAGGCCUGUAACAGCUGAAACAGAAAUACUUGCAGGUAUUUAAAUCUCAAGUUUCUACACAUUUUUUUUUCAGUUCAUUGCCCCCCCCCAAGCAGAAAGGACAAAAUCAGCAUUGACUGAUGGUUAAUUGUCCAAUUUGUGCUGCAAGUAAAAAAAAAAAUCUAUAACACAACAAGUGGCGGGGCAAUUGUCAAACCAAAAACAAGGCAUAAUUACACUAAGGUACAAAUGCUUUUUUCCAUAUGAGGUGUGUUUUUAUUUUUUGGUUUACAAUAUAUCUUGUUGAAUUAUUGAGUAAAGUCUCACUAUGUGUGUUUGUGUGUGCGUGUGUGUUGGCAACAGAACUUGGAAGGCACUGGUUCAGAAUGAGUGGACUAGAACUUCACCUGGGAGUAACGUGAAUGUCUGCAGAAACCUGCAUUCACAAAAAUGCAAAUGCAUCAGUGCCCCCUAAAUUUGAAACACACCUGAACAAAUUUGCUACAAAACCUUUAAGGUGUGGCUGGACUGGCCUUUCUCAAGACCAGUGCUUUGAAAAUGAAAUUGAGUGGAGGCUCAUGCAGAUAAAUGCAUUGUGCAUUCCUUAAUACCUGCUGUUUGUUAUUUGUUUUUAUUUUUUUCAUUUUCAAACAGGUUUGAGGAUGGUAACUGGGUCAUUUAUUUGUCACAAUACCAUGAAACUGAAGCACAGAUACCUAAAAUCAUCCCUCCAUUAAUGGGUAAAUAAAAAAUCUGUCAGCAGUGUGAGCAGACUCGCUGUAAUGCACUGUCGCAGGUAAAGGUGUCUCUACUGCAGGCAUGGCUUUGGAAAUGGUUUCCUCAUUUAAGAAUGCAAAGAUUGUAUGUAAAGGUCCAAGGUUUGUCCAAUGCUAUGCCACCUCAAUUGAAAAAGGACCCCCCCCCCUCCCCCCAGUAGCUGAAUGAAAGGUACUCCAACUUCAGGGUCUUGUCACCUUUCUUUGACAGUCAUCAGACACUCAGGAAUUUUUUGAUAUAAGCAUACUGCAUAAUCUACACUCAGACCUGUGACAGUGCAUUGAUGCAUUAAUGUAAAACCUUUCUUUGAUUGUAGAGCAGAAAUUAUUGACAGGAGUUCUUUCCAAGCAAACCACAGAGGUGACUGUCAUUAUUUUAGAGCUAUAGUUUUAGGGAAAAAAAGAAGCAAGCCAUUGUAGAAGCAAUGCGGAGGGGAAUUCAAAAGCCCUGAGUCCUAUGCAAUACCUUGGCGCAUGUAAACAUUCAAGAAUAUACGGAGAAAAGUCAUUCUGUUUAUUUUGCAUGUUGAUUACUUUGAGUGAGGGACACCUGAAAACAAAAAAAAAAAACCAUGGAAUGUGUCUAAAAAUGCAGCAUGCAAACAUCACACUCCAUCUUUUUAUGUUGGUUUAAACAAAACAUGGUUAAAACAAAAAAUUAAGGUUAAAUCAGUGAGUGCAAGAAUGUAAUGACUGUGUGCGUGUGUGAAUCUGUGAGCGAAUGUGUGCAAGAAGCUAAGUCACAAAACGCACUUACAUUGGAGUUGAAAGGAAUGCAUCGCACCUUUCUCCAUUUAAUUCUUCCAUUUUGAUAGGCCAUGUUUAAAAAAAAAAAAAAAAGUGACGAGAAAAUGCAUUCAGUGAGGGUAUAUGCAUUUGGAACGACACUGAAAGGGUCGCUGAGUUUCGAUUGCACUGUGGUCUGAAGAACAUAUCCAGCACUGAAAACUUGAGUUUUCCUCGUCUUUUCAUUCCCACCUAGAUGCUCCUCCACCCUCCCCUCUCCCCUAUGUUCCCAAAUCCCAUCUGUCCCGAGUAGAUCUGUUGUUCUAAUUUCAUGUACACCCUGAGUAAAUUAUUUUGUUUCAUUGUGGAUUUUCUUAACAUCUAAUAAAGGAAUAAACCAAACCUCA
Molecule: messenger RNA, 7700 nt
Organism: Chelmon rostratus (copperband butterflyfish)
Lineage: Eukaryota; Metazoa; Chordata; Actinopteri; Chaetodontiformes; Chaetodontidae
Product: KIAA0232 ortholog
Exons: 8
Coding region: 520-4560 (1346 amino acids)
Source: RefSeq, a predicted model, not a curated record